Microplitis demolitor is the source of this 1660-nucleotide messenger RNA. RefSeq lists its product as uncharacterized. Bases 182 to 1384 code for a protein of 400 amino acids. Gene Ontology annotation, molecular function: ubiquitin binding. NCBI's taxonomy places the organism in Eukaryota, Metazoa, Arthropoda, Insecta, Hymenoptera, Braconidae. The record is from RefSeq and is a predicted model, not a curated record. The transcript is spliced from 5 exons. Gene Ontology annotation, biological process: ubiquitin-dependent protein catabolic process via the multivesicular body sorting pathway. Gene Ontology annotation, cellular component: ESCRT I complex.
AACAAUGGCCACAUUGAGCAUGGAAAGUUGACAUUGUGUAAUAAAAACAUAAAUUUACCUAAAAUAAAUUAAAAGUUUAAAAUAUUAUCAUUUUUCUUACAAAAAAUAAAUCAAAAUCUAUUUAAAAUAUUUAUAUGGCAGAAAAAUUUCAGUAACUGGACUUUUUGGUGAUGUCAAAUAAAUGAUGGCAAGAGCGUCAAUGUCAACACAAGAUCCAGUAUCAUCAUACAUGGAUGGUGUCAAUGUAAAAAUAGCAGAAGCGUAUAAGCCACCUAGGAAAGUUACACUUCCAGCAGCUUACAAUAAUAAAUUUCCUGACAUCGAUCGUUAUAAUUACGAUUUCAGCCUAGAGAAAUCUAUUUUAGAGAAGUUAGAGGAAUGGCGGAAAGUAAGAAAAGAAAACAACGAAGCACGUAAGCAGCGUAUGGAGGAAAGAAAAAAACGUGAGCAAGAAGAAGAAGAUUUAAAUAAAAGCAAUUCAUCUUCAUCACCAGAUGCACUUCCACUGCCAGUUAAAGUUGCUCCAGCCCCUAAAACGACAAUACUUACUCCCCAGCCGCUGUCACCACCGGGUGAUCUCCAUGAUAUUGAUCUUAAUGUCAAGUCAAAUGGGCUAGACUACGCGGAUUUUGAUAAUGACACGUCUAGUCCGUUUGAUAACAUGGAAUUAAAAACAAUAAAUGAUAUGGAAGAGCUUGCACAAGUUUUGCAACCAUCGCAGUGGGCACCGCCAGCGAGGAUUGAAAAUAUACUUAAAGAAUUAACUUUAGAAAAUAAAAUAAAUGAAAGUGAUAAUGAUGAUAAAGAUACGGGUGUUGUAAAUAAAAUAGAUGAUCGGAAUGAUAAUAAUAAUCAUUUUGAAUCUAAGCGCCGGAAUAUUUCAAUAAUUGUUGAAGAACUUCAGCGUGAACUAGAGCGCCCGCAUAUGGAAAACUGGAAACCGUGGCCAGAUCUAGAAAGCCCGGAAUGUAUUUCCAACACAAACACCAAAGAUUUAUGCAGCAAUACAGAUGAAUCAGUGAAAAUAACAAACGUACUGGAGAGUUUAUCGUCGGAGGAGGAUAAAAAAUUAGCUAAACAUUUAAGUGACAUGGGAUUUCCUUUGUCGCGUGCUGCCCGGGCGAUCGGUGAUCUAGGUGGUAAGGAUAAUAAGAAAGUUGUUGAAUAUUUAUUAGCCGUCCAAUGGUUAGAGGAAUUAGGAUUACCCGGUGAUGAUGCUGAGAAAGCGCUGGCGCUUAAUGAUUAUGAUCAAGAGAGAGCGAAAAAGUAUCACGAUAAUUUGUGUACUCUCAAAGAUCUUGGAUUUUCUGAGGACGAGGCUUCUAAAGCUCUGCUCAAGUUUAAUACUGACCGCGAUAAAGCUCUAGAUUAUUUGUGUGCGUAGCUAUUUAUUAUACUUAUAUUUUUAUUCAAACAAUUAAACGGUCUAAAGUCAUUAUAUUUGUGCAUUAGCACUGAUUUUAAAAUUAAACAGCUUUAAUGCUACUCUAACUUGUCUACAGAGAUUAAACACGGUCAUAUUGUACGAGACCAAUUAAUGCUAAUUGCGAUAUUUAGUAUUUUUAAUUAUUUAAUUAAUUAAAUAAUAUAUAAAUUAAUAGACGUCUGUUUAAUUAUUAAUUGAGUAGUUACUAAAGGCUGAUUAAUUGUUUUAAAUUUG